ACUACUACAUCUACUAAUACUACUACAUCUACUAAUACUGCAUCUACUACUAAUUACUACAUCUACUACUGCUACAUCUACUACUGCUAUUACUGCUUCUACCACCACUACUGCUACUGCUACAUCUACUACUGCUACUGCUGCUACUGCUACUACUACUACUACUACUGCUACUACUACUGCUACAUCCACUAAUACUACACCACUGCUACUACUACUGCUACUGCUACAACUGCUUCUACUACCACUAAUACUGCUGCUGCUACUGCUUUUUCUGCACUACUACUACUACUACAACUGCUACUUCUACCACUAAUACUGCUGCUGCUACUGCUUCCGCUACUUUAACUACUGUAUCAUACUUGUUAUUUACUCAUUCUACAUCAGUUUUACCGUUUGUACCUGUAAAAACCUUUUGUUGCCAUAGAAACAAACAGAUAAAAAUAUCUUCUUCAACCUUUGACCUUUGUCACUUCUUCAGGAUGCCCUGCCCUCACCUCUCCCUAACUCUCUGGGUGUAGUUGCUGGUUGGGGAAUUUCCAACAUCAAUGCCUCCUCCCCCUCUGGUGACCCCCCCAUGCUGACCUCUGACCUUGGGAUGACCUCUGAUCUUCUGCAGUACGUGAAGCUGCCGGUGGUUUCUCAGGACGAGUGUCAGGCGAGCUAUACCUCACGCUCUGUCAGCUACAACAUCACGGACAACAUGUUCUGCGCCGGCUUCUUCGAGGGUGGGCGGGACACCUGCCUGGGGGACAGCGGGGGGGCGUUUGUAAUGGAGGAUGGGGUCAGCCGGAGGUGGGUGGUGUUUGGCUUGGUGUCCUGGGGCGGGCCGGAGGAGUGUGGGAGUCAGAGGGUGUAUGGAGUCUACACCCGAGUGGAGAAGUAUGUGGAGUGGAUACAGACGCAGCUCCAGGCUGCCCCCUGGUGGUAAAACAGACAUCAUGCUGCCCCCUGGUGGUAAAACAGACAUCAUGCUGCCCACCAAACACCUGAACUCCAUUUUCUAUCCCAGAAUGCUUUGCUACACUCCAUUUUGUGUUUUAUGUGUGACCUCCUGCCUCUGACAGGCAGAAAUCAGUUUAUUAUUACAGAUUAUUAGAUGUUUAAAAGACAUGUAUUUUGAUCCUGCUAUCUCUGUACUGACAUCAUAUCUUAUACAUAUCUUAUACUGUACAUAUCUUAAACAAUCUGUCACUGGGUUAUUUUAUUUUAUUUUGCACUCUGAUGUAUGAAUUAUAUGAAAAGUCUUAUGAAAGAACUGAAAUAAAAACUUCUU
Messenger RNA from Epinephelus fuscoguttatus (brown-marbled grouper), 1276 nucleotides. Its product is annotated as coagulation factor IX-like. The coding region runs from base 578 to 931 and encodes 117 amino acids. The record is from RefSeq and is a predicted model, not a curated record. NCBI's taxonomy places the organism in Eukaryota, Metazoa, Chordata, Actinopteri, Perciformes, Serranidae. Gene Ontology annotation, molecular function: serine-type endopeptidase activity. The transcript has a single exon. Gene Ontology annotation, biological process: proteolysis.